CCUCCCGCUCGCCCGCCCGCCCGCCGCGCCAGGCGCAGCGUGGGCCCCCGCGUCCGGCAUGGCGAGAACGGCGGCGGCGCGCGCCGGCCGCAGCAGCAGCAGCAGCAGCAGCAGCAGCCGCCUCUGCCGCCGCGGCUGCUGGCACUAGACCCGGGCAGCCGACGCCUGCGCCGUCGCCCUCGUCGUCCCGCCGCCUCCGCGCCGGCGCUGCGAUGGAGUGAGGGCCCCCCGCGCGCCCCGAGAGAAGCCUGCCCCGCCUGGACCUCGCCAGGCCCGCUCCACCCGGAGGUGCCCGCCGCGGCCGGACAUGCUGCUCGAGCGCAGGCCGCCCGCCGAGCCGCGGGGCUAGAGCGAGCGCCGAUCCCGGCCGGAGCACCCCCAAGCCGCGGCUGCGUCGGACGAACUCGAUCGCUGGUUUCUCUCUCUCUCUGUUCGGUCUGCAAGUCUCAGGGACGUAGGAGGGGCGCCAAGGCCCCAUGUGUGGGAGGAUUGCUUCAGCUUCACAAACUUGCACGGAUUUUGGUUGCUGCUUUGGCCGGCGGUUCUGCCCAGAUUUCUUCCGAAUUGUUAGAAAUUCGCCAUUGUUCCCCGGCUGCUUACAAACUUGGAUCCGGAAUUUCUUUUCAACCGGGAGCCAUUGGUGUCGAAGUGUCUGCAAUGAACCCGGUGAAUGCUACUGCUCUCUACAUUUCCGCGAGCCGCCUAGUGCUCAACUACGACCCCGGAGACCCCAAGGCGUUUACAGAGAUUAACAGGCUCUUGCCUUACUUCCGACAGUCCCUCUCGUGCUGUGUUUGCGGACAUUUGCUACAAGAUCCUAUUGCACCCACCAACUCCACCUGCCAACACUAUGUCUGCAAAACUUGUAAAGGCAAGAAAAUGAUGAUGAAGCCUUCAUGUAGCUGGUGCAAAGACUAUGAGCAGUUUGAGGAAAACAAGCAGUUAAGCAUCCUAGUGAACUGCUACAAGAAACUAUGUGAAUAUAUAACCCAGACAACACUGGCGCGGGAUAUAAUAGAAGCAGUUGACUGCUCUUCUGAUAUUUUAGCUUUGCUUAAUGAUGGAUCAUUGUUUUGUGAGGAGACAGAGAAACCUUCAGAUUCAUCUUUCACUCUGUGUUUGACACAUUCCCCUUUACCUUCAACUUCAGAACCCACAGCUGAUCCUCAAGCUAGUUUAUCUCCAAUGUCUGAAAGUACCCUCAGCAUUGCCAUUGGCAGUUCUGUUAUCAAUGGGUUGCCUACUUACAAUGGGCUUUCAAUAGAUAGAUUUGGGAUAAAUAUCCCUUCGCCUGAACAUCCAAAUACGAUUGAUGUAUGUAAUACUGUUGAUAUAAAAACUGAGGAUCUGUCUGACAGCCUGCCACCUGUCUGUGACACGGUAGCCACUGACUUAUGCUCCACAGGUAUUGAUAUCUGUAGUUUCAGUGAAGACAUAAAACCUGGUGACUCUCUCUUGCUGAGCGUUGAGGAAGUACUUCGCAGCUUAGAAACUGUUUCAAAUACAGAGGUUUGCUGCCCUAAUUUGCAGCCAAACUUGGAAGCCACUGUAUCCAAUGGACCUUUUUUGCAGCUUUCUUCCCAGUCUCUUAGCCAUAAUGUUUUCAUGUCUACCAGCCCUACACUUCAUGGGUUAUCAUGUACAGCAGCAACUCCGAAGGCAGCAAAGUUGAAUCGAAAACGAUCCAGGUCUGAGAGCGACAGUGAGAAAGUUCAGCCACUUCCGAUUUCUACCAUUAUCCGAGGCCCAACACUGGGGGCAUCUGCUCCUGUGACCGUGAAACGGGAAAGCAAAAUCUCUCUUCAACCUAUAGCAACUGUUCCAAAUGGAGGCACGACACCCAAGAUCAGCAAAACUGUACUUUUAUCUACUAAAAGCAUGAAAAAAAGUCAUGAACACGGAUCCAAGAAAUCCCACUCUAAAUCCAAGCCAGGUAUUCUUAAAAAAGACAAAGCAGUAAAGGAAAAGAUUCCUAGUCAUCAUUUUAUGCCAGGAAGUCCUACCAAGACUGUGUACAAAAAGCCCCAGGAAAAGAAAGGAUGUAAAUGUGGGCGUGCUACUCAAAAUCCAAGUGUUCUUACAUGCCGCGGCCAACGCUGCCCUUGCUACUCUAACCGGAAAGCCUGCUUAGAUUGUAUAUGUCGUGGCUGCCAAAACUCCUAUAUGGCCAAUGGGGAGAAGAAGCUGGAGGCAUUUGCGGUGCCAGAAAAGGCCUUGGAGCAGACCAGGCUCACUUUGGGCAUUAAUGUGACUAGCAUUGCUGUGCGUAAUGCAAGUACCAGCACCAGUGUAAUUAAUGUCACAGGGUCCCCAGUAACAACAUUUUUAGCUGCCAGUACACAUGAUGAUAAAAGUUUGGAUGAAGCUAUAGAUAUGAGAUUCGACUGUUAAAUCAGUGGGUCUUUAAACCUACCCCUGGUAGGAAAUAGCUACAGUUUUACGGCAGCUAUGGUUCUGUUGGUUUAACUUGCCGGAGCUCCUGCAUAUAGAUCACUUGUAUCAAGUGUUUUCAUUGCUAAGUUAUAUGUGUUAGUGUCGGGGAAAUAGUUUGCAGAUAAUGGAGGAGUAACCCUACAACUGUAUGUUCUUAGUUCUUACAGAACCUCAUAGUUUGAGAACAAAUGCUGAUGCAACUGAUUUAUACAAAAUGAACUUUGGCAAGGAAAAUAACAAUAACCUCAUUGUUUAUGGUCAUGCUUUGUGCAUAAUCAAAGUUGAUGAUUAAAUGUAAGGAAGUGGUAUCUAGUCAGUCCAUAAAGAUUGUGCUUUUUUUUUUCUUUUUUUUCUUUUCUUUUUUUUUUUUUUGGGUGGAAAAGUAGCCAUUAGUUUAUCAGGAGACUUUGUGCUGCCUUCAGAUGCCGCAUUGAUAUUUCUCCUGUUGAAAAGCUGAUGUGUCCAGCUCAACCUUUGUGCUGACAUAAUACCAUUUCUGAUCAUGAAAAUUGGCUACUGGUGUGUAUGUAGCAGUUAUUAAAUCAGCAGUAUUAUGAAAGAAAAUUUCCCCCUCAUUAGAAUGUUUAAGAAAUCUGUCUUUUAAAAAAGUGAACAAAUAAAUUCUGUCAGACCACAAAUGUUAAGCUGUUUAUGCUCCAAAUAUUUAUGAGUUCUGCCCCCUUUCUAGUUUCUGACUCGCUUCUAUGAGAAAAAUCCUAGGUCCUUUCAUUUUGAGCAAUGCUCUGUUUGGUAAAUAAAGUGAAGAGCUGUUUUAUUCUGAACAUAAUUGAAUUUAUAUAGUUCAUGACAGAAUUUUUAAAAAUAUAAAAAGAAUUUAAAAAUUGGGUUUUAUUUAAAAUAAUUUUAGAAUAAUGCCCUAAAUGUACCCAGAUUUAUUCAUUAUAUUUAUUGCCAUUGACGACUUAUUUGAUUUUUAUUUCCUGUUUAUUUGCCACAGGCUUUACCUUGAAUAUGCUCCUUUUUUUUUUUUUUUUUUAAAGGGUGCUGUUCAUAAUGAAGGCUUCUUUAUCAAGGCCUUAAUAAAAAAUGCCUUUAACGAAGCCUGUGCAUUUAGGUAGGUGUAAAGCUUGGAGGAUUUUCUUUAGAAUGCUCUUUUGCAUGUAAAGCACAAAAGGUGUUUCAGUUUUAAUGUACUUCUUCCUAUUAACUUUAUGGGGAAGACAAAAACAUUCUGUUGACGGGAAGUCUAGUCAGUUGCUUGAAAGAGCACAGCCCAGGUUAAACAAGGACUGACUAGGUGUAGAGAUAACCUUGUGAUUUCAAAGAGUUGCUGCUUUGGCAGUGCUUAUUUUAAGAAAAAUACUGCUAGGGAAGUUCCAGUUUGUACCGCAUUCACCAUCUAGUGAGAUCUGAUGUGUUGAAGUUGUUUUGAUUUGGCACACAGCAUGUUCGAUGAUGGUUACUCGCCUCAUAAAGACAUGGAGAAGAAUCCUUUGGACACAGAGCAGAUGACACCUCCUGUUUUGUAGUGUACCUGGUGUCACUUUCUGUGAAUGUGUCAGGUAGUUGUUUUGUUGUUGUCAUUGGGCUUUUUAAAAAAAAAAACACAAAAAAACAAAAAAAAAAACACGAAAAUUUUUUGGUCUCUUUUGGUGGGGCGGGGGUGGGCUAAAGCCAUAGGAAGAAAAAUGUGAUGUAUGUGUCCAGUAUGUACGAUUUUGUUUUUGUUUUGCAAGAAGAGUUGAACUAUUUUUGAUAACAAGAGUAAAUGGUGGAAAAUGCUUCUUA
Meriones unguiculatus (Mongolian gerbil) is the source of this 4182-nucleotide messenger RNA. It is a transcript of the gene Msl2, whose product is annotated as MSL complex subunit 2. Gene Ontology annotation, cellular component: MSL complex. Gene Ontology annotation, molecular function: ubiquitin protein ligase activity. The coding region runs from base 658 to 2391 and encodes 577 amino acids. The transcript has 2 exons. The record is from RefSeq and is a predicted model, not a curated record. NCBI's taxonomy places the organism in Eukaryota, Metazoa, Chordata, Mammalia, Rodentia, Muridae.